AUGUACCUCUCGGCUCUACGAAGGAACCUUGCAAGUCGAUUUCGAUUUCCAUCGUCCAGGAGUCUUAGUGGGACUGCAAUAGCUCAUAAUAACCCCACCACGUUAGUCCCACAAAAUCGGAUUCCCAUACUUGAUAAGGAUACUUAUCUCAAAUCGAUUCACGAAAGAAUAGAAAAAAUACCUCUAGAAAACUAUAGAAACUUCAGCAUUGUUGCACAUGUCGAUCAUGGCAAAUCAACCCUUUCAGAUAGACUAUUGGAGCUUACAGGGGUCAUUGAGCCGGGCUCUAACAAGCAGGUUCUUGAUAAGCUAGAUGUGGAAAGAGAACGAGGCAUCACCGUGAAAGCCCAGACAUGUAUGAUGUUCUACCAGGACCCAGAAACGAAAGAGGACUAUUUAUUACAUUUGGUGGACACACCAGGGCACGUCGAUUUUCGUGCUGAAGUGUCACGUUCUUAUGCCUCCUGUGGAGGUGCUCUCCUUAUCGUGGAUGCGUCGCAAGGUGUUCAAGCACAAACCGUGGCAAACUUCUACUUGGCAUACAGCAUGAAUCUUAAGUUGAUCCCAGUCAUUAAUAAAAUUGAUCUUGAUGCUGCUGAUAUCCCUCGCGCCAUGGACCAAGUGGAGCAAACAUUUGAAUUGCCAAGGGAGGAUUGUAUACCUGUGAGCGCCAAAACGGGGCUUCACGUGGAGCAAGUGCUUUUAAGCAUCGUCAAAAACAUACCGCCUCCUGAUGGCAACCCCAAAGGCAAGUUUCGUGGGCUCCUCGUGGACUCUUGGCACGAUCCUUACUUAGGUGUCGUGAUGCUCAUGUAUAUUAAGGACGGGAUGAUCAAAAAAGGCAUGAAGCUUCUCUCUGCACACACAAACAAGAAGUAUGAUGUGAAGGAGGUCGGUGUGAUGUAUCCUGAGAAGCUUCCCAUGAGCCAUGUCAAAGCUGGUCAAGUAGCCUAUGUUAUCCCCGGCAUGCGCAACCCGAGAGAAGCUAUGGUUGGUGAUACAUUUUUCCAGAAUGGUAAUAAUGCUGGUCUUGAGCCACUACCAGGUUUUGAGGAGCCAAAACCUAUGGUUUUUGUAGGAGCGUUUCCCGCUGAUGGGGGUGAGUUUAAGCAAAUGAACGAUCAUAUGGAGCACCUCGUUCUUAAUGACAGAUCAGUGACCCUACAGAAGGAGACUUCCAACGCGUUAGGGCUUGGAUGGAGACUUGGGUUUUUAGGCUCACUUCACGCUUCCGUUUUCCAAGAAAGACUCGAAAAAGAGUAUGGCGCUAAAAUCAUCUUGACAGCUCCAACGGUUCCUUAUAAAGUGAUCUACAAAGACGGAACUGAGAAGAUUGUUUCAAACCCUUCGGACUUUCCAGGUGUCGACAAAAAGCACCAAAAUGUGGAGCUGAUUCAAGAGCCUUUCGUGAAUGCUAUCAUUACCAUUCCAGAUGAAUACGUCGGAACUGUCAUGUCGCUAUGCGAUAAUGCCAGAGGUGUCCAAAAGGAGCUCGAGUACUUGCAAACAGGACAAGUCUUGCUCAAAUACGAGAUUCCAAUGGCACAACUUGUUGAGGAUUUCUUCGGAAAGCUCAAAGGUCUCACGAAAGGAUACGCCUCCUUGGACUACGAGGACGCGGGUUAUCAACCAUCUGAUGUUGUGAAGUUAGAGCUCUGUGUUAAUGGUGAGCCUCAGGAUGCAUUAACACAAAUUAUUCAUAAAUCUCAAUCCCAACAGCGUGGUAGGGAAUAUGUCACUCGCUUCAAAGAAUUUUUAAAAUCACAGCUUUUUGAGGUUGCUAUUCAGGCGAAGGUCCUGAACAAGGUUGUUGCUCGGGAAACAAUCAAAGCCAAGAGAAAAGAUGUGACUCAGCGUCUACACGCUGCUGAUAUCUCGAGAAGAAAAAAAUUGCUAGAGAGGCAAAAGGAGGGAAAGAAACAGAUGAGGGCUACUGGCCGAAUUCAAAUAAACAACGAGGCAUACCAGGCAUUCUUACGUCGUUAG
Molecule: messenger RNA, 1986 nt
Organism: Candidozyma auris
Lineage: Eukaryota; Fungi; Ascomycota; Pichiomycetes; Serinales; Metschnikowiaceae
Product: GTPase GUF1
Exons: 1
Coding region: 1-1986 (661 amino acids)
Biological process (GO): positive regulation of translation
Cellular component (GO): mitochondrion
Molecular function (GO): GTPase activity; mitochondrial ribosome binding; GTP binding
Source: RefSeq, a predicted model, not a curated record